AUGGCCGAAGAUGCGUCGAAGUUCGUUCUUCUGGCCUCACCAAAUUGGUACUGUAGCAGUGUAGCGGACUGCAGUUUGACUAAGAUAUACGCCUUUGGGGCAAGGAACUGCGUGUAUCUUUUAGACCUCAGCUCGGACAAGCCUGUUUUUCACGGACAGCUGGUCGGUCAUACCGAGCGAGUGUCAAGCGUGUGUUUUUCAAAGCACAAACUGCACGCGAAUUUUGUGGCUAGUGGCUCCGACGAUAAAACAGUUAAAAUAUGGGAUACAGAGACGAAGCUAAAACUGCUGGAACAUAAGGCGCAUAACGUAAGAUCUGUAAUUUUUUUUUUCAAAUUAUAUGUUUAUUUUCGCUCUAGAAAAUAUUCAAAAUAACCCAUGUGGCAGUGGAGAGUUCACUGGAAAUGAAAGCCUGCUGAGAGCUAGACUCACAUCCAGCUUACUUCAUUGUUUUAAAUUAUGUUGUACUUUAUUCCCUUAUUGGACUUAAAAAUCUUUUGCGCUGUUCCUGCAACUGCGAAAGAAAAUUCGUCGCUUGCCUUGUCUUCAUCGAGGUUACAUAAACAGCUGAUUCAGGCUACGCUCAUACUAUAACGGAUAGCUUUUUGAGCCAGCACAAAAGGCUAUCCGAUACAGUAUAAGCAGCAAUAGCCUCGUACCGAUACAAGUCGUUCACACACAUCAAACAAAAUGGGUGCUUUCCCUUCCGGUUUUAGGCGCAAUUUUUAUUGACAGUUGAAUGAACAUGUGACAAUGAGGAAUGAACAUAUGUGUUUUGAAUCUUUGGCGUUGAGAACAAUUGAGUUAAUAUUUCAGUGUUUUAUCAUGUUGAUUUACUGUUCACUUAACAGUCGACUCCUCAACAAAAUUUAUGCCGGAACAGUUGGCCGAGAGGGCUUGAUGAGCUUGAUCACAGUCCUACACAUGUAACUUUUCUCUCUGCCGAUUUCUAGUCCUUACUGUUACUUAUUUACUUCUGCUAUAGUUUGAAUUGUUGUUCUCACUACACCAAAGUAUGACACAAAACCUACCAUUUAUCCCAUAUGUGACACUCAGAAUGUGGUUUAGUGGGAACAUACCUAAACAAAAUACUUCCCCUCCCACCCCCCCCCCCUAUUGUGAAUGGGAGGAGAAGAGGGGGGUAAUCUGAUUCUCAACAUUAAACAAGACUAAAAAUGCUUGGUCACUAAUUUUAUGUUGCAAAUUAUUUCACUUUUUAUAUUGAUAAAAAGCAGAAUAUUCCCUUGGCUGCACACUAGUUUUACGUCAAUGUUUCUUUUUGGAAAAUAAUAUACAUGCAUCAAGCAUCAACCAAUUUCACGGCAUGAAAGAAUACUUUUAGUACUACCAGCUCAAAUUUCACUGGAAGGCAAAAUACAUGGGAUAAUUGUAAAGGUUUAGUUAAAAAAGCCAGCUUGAAAAAUCAAGGCCUCAUAUACAUGUGCUGCUUAAAAUUGCAAAGAACAGAUUUUGUGAAAUCCCUUCCUAUUUUCAGUGUUUUCCUAGAUAUUUUUAUGUGUAUUUUGUUUUGAUUAAUUUUAUUUCACCUUUUUGUUUUGAAGGCAAAGAUCACCUGCCUAACGUGGUCUCCGGUAAUCACAGACCUUGUUGUAUCAGGUACAGUAAGAAGAAUUUUUCUCUUACAGCUACAGUUGAUGUGUAACCAGCACACUAUAGAUAAAGUGAUGUAUAAUUUCCAUGCUAUGCCCAAUAUAAAGGUGAUGAAAAAGGACAGAUCAUUGCCUGGAGAUAUGAGGAAGGGAAUGUGUUUGGUGGUAGCCCUGUGCAGGACCACAUAUUUUCAAUGGCUCUGUCUUAUUUGUCUGAAAGUGAACUUGCGGUCGGGUAAGUUUAAAGCUCAAUUAUGUUAAAUAAAUAUAUGAACUGUCUGGUUAAUAUAAUUAUCCUGCAACUUUUCACUCUCACAAGUCAGAUUAUGUGUCAUUUAAUAACCAUGACUUAAGUGCCCCUGACGGAAGGUGUUUAUUUAACCAUUCUCUUUGGGGAAUUUUGCUUGAAAAAGUUUUCAGAAGCUAAUCCAGUCACUGUCUGGCCAUACAGAGCCAAAACUGCCCAAAAUGCCAUUUAUAGGUUGAGCACUCCAUGGCCUUCUUAUCUUUAAUUUCGAGGUUUUGGGCUUAAUAGUGACACAGCAGUCUCCACUUUUAACUUUUCUUAUACCUCUUGUUUUCUUUCGCUUUUCUUAAGCCAUUUUUUUCUUUCACUGGGCAUUUACUAGCCUUUAUUUUGGUGAGAAAAGUUUCGGGAAAGCUUUUAGUACCACAGGAUUUGAUGGAAGGAAGAACAGGUGGUUAGUGGAACAAGAUUUUCAUUGGCAUUUUUGGGUCAACUUUGCGUGGUCUUUGACUGGAUUGUGCUCAUUCUGGCAUGGUUUUAAAGAUCUCUGCACAAGGUAGAGGUGACAAAGUUGUCCUUGACCAUUAAAACGGAUGAUGUCACAAGCGCUAUAAGGGAUGUGGAUCCACACAGGCAGGCAUUUGACUUUGGUCUACAAAUGACUUGCCGUAAUAAGCUUAAUGGUGCCAUUUUUAAGCUAAUCUUUAGUAGACCACUAAAGUACAUUGUACACUGUAAAUGCUACAAGUAAUGUGUACAGGUAUACUGACUCCCUUUAAUUUGAGGAGAAAUCAAAGUUGACCAAUGUUGACUGACAUUUUCAUUCUCUUUAUGUUUCUUAGGUACAAGAGUGGUCUAAUAUUGUUGCUGAAUGUGUCAAGUGAGGGAGGUCUCACAAUCAUACACAAAUUGCAAGGACAUUCCAGUGAAAUUCACAGCCUGGCUUUUUGUCCUACCCCACAAGAACACAUUGAUUUUGGUACAUAUUACAUGCAUUUUAAAAAAAUCCUGCUUCUGAUGUAACAGUCUUUGUUGUACAUUUUAAUCGUUCUCAAGUUAAACCAGAAUUUCCUUUCUUUACUAUGAAUUAAUGGAGCUAAGAAGACAAAGGUACAUGUAAUUUCUGAAGCAAACUAACUUGAGAACUGAUUAUUUCCACAACAUUACUGUUAUUAAUAAGGGCCUGUCAAAAAGGCAUAAGUGAUGACUGAUAACUACUUUUAGGAACAGACUUCUAAGCAGCUAACAGUUAAAAUGGUACUGUACCUACAGUGUAACAAAUGUAUGACCACGCCCUUUACCAUAUUUCUGGUCACCUUGCUUAUUUUACCAGAUUUUAUUUCUGCAUGAGUGGUAUCAAUCAAAAGAUGAUUUCACAUCAAACAGUUGCUGGAAAAUUUUUAGCUUACAUGUACAGUUUGUAUCUCUGUAAUUGAUUUUUUGGAUGGGCAUGUCAAACAAAUUAAUAACUUAGAAGAUUGUAAGCUAGAUCAAGAAAAAUAAGAAUGGUUACUCUGUACAUCUACAAGGUUAUCUGCACUAAGUGUCCAGAGCUAAAUUCUCCAUGUAAUGUGAACUUUGGAAUUUUUCAGGUCCACUGCAGGACAAGACAAAUGCUACUAAAGGGCACUUGUUAGUAUCUGGAAGUAGAGACCAAACAGUAAGGUUAUGGGAUACAGCACAAGGCAAGGUACUAUCAGUUAAACAGCUGCCAAAACGAUCAGGACAGAGAUGGAAAGACAAGCAUGAUUCACACUGGGCCAAGGACAGGCUGUGGCUGAGUCUGUGUUGGCCUGUAGCAUCACCUGGCCAUGUUAUUACUAGUGGUCAAGGGUAAGUAGAAUGCUGCGUAAACAUAACGACUUUGUUUAAUUUACCAGACAUGUUUCGACAGUACAUCCAGAAUCUUCAGGGUUACAUAUUGUGAAAUCGCCGUUGAAUUUAAAUUGCACGCGAUGUUAUAAAGUUUAUUACAUUGCAUUGGCAAUAUUGCAUACUAAAAAGGUCAAAUUAGUGAUGCUUAAAUGUAGCUGUUUACAAGGAUAGAGUCAGGCUCAUGUGUUUCACCUGCUGGUUGAGGUCAGUAGAAUGGUACCAAUUCCUGGUAAAUAAUGUGAUUGUGAGUAACAUUUUUCUGCUGCCUGGUUAGGCUAGUGGGGAGAGCCCUCAUUUGCACAGUGGGAGACACCGGCUCUAACCCAGGCCAGCCCAACAACUGCAGAGUUUUAAAGAACCUGGCAAGAUCAUCAGGAGACUGAGUUAUUGUUGGCCUUAUCUUCUUCAUCCUUUUUUAUCAAUUGGAAGGGGAUAUAGAAGAACCUACACUCCUGUUCUAAAAGAGUAGGGGAGGUGGAUCCUUGUGAGGUGGGCCAUCUCAUAUAUGGGGGAGGGGACUGUUUCAAGCCCGCAGUAAUUCGCUUCUUGCCAUUGCGUGACCAUUCCUUAAAAAAAUAUAAUUGGGAGGCUUCUCUUCUGUUGAAAAGGAAAACACAUUGAAGUGUCCACGAGAUCUGCCCAACUGUCAUCAGAAAAAGGCUGGCUGAACUCUGAAACAAAGGUGCACCAAUACUCACUGUUAACUACACAUUUAUUGUAUGUUUGUUAUUUUUGUAGAGGAGAACUUUUAUUGUGGGAUCUAAGUAAAGAAGGUAAAGAACAGUGUCAGAUGUUUGGCCUAGGUCACUCCAGAAUUGUAUUCAACAUCAGCUGUGAUGUGGGUGGAACUAGAAUAAUGACUGUUUCUAUGGAUCGACAGGUGCAGUACACAAUUAAAACAAUUGGUACAAUUAGUAAUUAUUGUAUGAGGCUGAGUUUGAUAAAAAGAGUUACACAGAUGGAGGACAAAACGUGGAUCAUAACAAAUUUUCAUCUUUAUCAUUUCUGAUAUCUUUGUUAAUGCUGGCGUAGUAAACGCUCAAGCUUGGAAGGUACACCUAUCCUCCCCAAAAAAAUCCAGUCGAGCCACCUUAAGCCAAAGAAAAAACGGUGAAAUAAAUCAUUUUAAAUAAUCAAUAACAAUAUUAGUAUUUUAAACAAUGGGGGAAUUUAUCAAGGUCCUUCCACAGUGUAAACUGGUGUAACAGUUCUCAAACAUCAAAACGUUAAUCCCGGCCGGAAAGGAUCCAGAUUGAGGUCGCGUUCUUGAAAUUUGCUGUAUCUGACAUUUUUAAGACAAUCUCAGGAUUUCUCAGCUGUGAUUAUAAUAAUAGGGGACAUGUUUAUGACAUAUUAUAGGACUUUUUUGUCUAUUCAUUCGCAGAUUGUGAUUUGGGAUCCUCAACAUUUACGUAGUCUCCACACCCUCCCCACCCUAGGUGGUUUUGCAUAUUCUGUGGCCAUCUCUCCCCUUGAUCCAGGUACUCUGGGUGUAGGGGUAGGAGACAACAUGCUUCGUGUUUGGCAAACGACGUCUUCAAUGGGGCCAUAUGAAACCUUGACUCUAUGGCAGGGUAUUAAGUCUAAAGUCAUGGUGGUAAGUAGUAACAUUAACUAACAUAUUGUAAGUAUGCACGUGUCGGACACGUGCAUAACCCUUCCUGGUAUAUUUCUUUACCCGACUCUGUGCAAGUUCUUUAAGGAGCUUCAAGUUACAUGUAAGGUAGAUUUCCACCGUCGCGCAAUUUUUACAUGCGUACGCACGUAAAUUUAAUUUACAGGCGUAAAUGAAAUAGAGGCAAUGUAUGAAGUGUUGAGCGAGUUUCAACUUUUACAUUAACGGGCGACCUUUCACACAUUACCCCUACUUUAUUUAUGCGCACGUACAUUUUACGUGCGUAAAUAAAAUAGGGGUAAUGUAUGGAGUGUCGCGCCUAAACGUAGAAGGUGAACCUCCCUCAACUUUUACGUUUACGCGUGGCCUUUCAUAUAUCGCCUCUAUUUUAUUUACGCUUGUAAAAUUUACCUGCGUACAAGUGUACGUACGUACAAAUUGCGCGACAGUGGAAAUCCAUCCCUAUACAGCCACGCCAGGUUAAAAGCGGUGUUAAACGAGACGAUUUGCAGCGAAAUUUUUAGGGCAACAAUGUUGGUACAACAAUUGAAAGCAAUGCGGGAACGCUGUGUUUCUCUGAAAAUCUAUGUUGCGAAUUGUUCCCUGUAACGUGGCCUUAAUUAGAAAAAUUGUUCCCUGUAACGUGGCCUUAAUUAGAAAACAACAACUCGGCACGUGCAGCACUGUUUUUGGUUCACUUCUUUGCCCUCACUGCAGACUACCAAAAAAAUUUCGUGAUUUAACCUGUUUGUGGUGGUAGUGUCCCAUAUCACAAGCACCACCACCUGCUGUAGCAGUGGCAGGGAAAUCGUGGUAGUACUUGAGUCAAGGCUUUGUGGUAAAGAGGAGUAUCAGCAGCACCGAAAGAAAAUCAAGUCUUAGGCUACGUUCACACGCACAAGACGAAUUUUCAGCCACUUGAAAAUUCAAGCGUUUAGGUGUUCUACUCACACGGAACCACCUUAACCGCACGAAAGUACUCGUAGCCGUUCAAAGUUUCGUGUGGAAGGAGCAAAAUUAUUGAACGAUCCCGUGUGAAUGAAGUGUCAAAUUUUUCAGCCGGCGCAAAAUUCGUCCGAAAAUGGACUGCACCUGGAAACUCGCACCUCCAUGCACACACACUGCAUGCGCACAUACGAACUAAUUGACGUGAUUGUAGAUCAUCAACAAUAUUAAGUCUUUGUUGCUUGCUCUAUUGUAUAGGUUAAGUGGCAUCCUCGUAAGGAAGGCCUUCUUGCUUUUGGAGCUGAUGAUGGACAAGUUGGAGUUUACAACAUCAUCAACAAGAGGUACUGUACCGGCACAGUGCAGCACAAGGAUCAUCCGUGUUCAUGAAGACAACGGGAUGGUUUUCAUGUUGGACGAAUAAUCUGUCUGACUUCAUCCGUCAGUUAUCCUUCUGUGAAACGGCUAUUCUUUAUUGCAUAAGCCUAGUGACAAACUCCCGGGAAAAACUCUUUGUUUGGCUGUUAUCCCUUCCCGAGUCCCUAGUGGAUUAACACUGAAUACUCUUAAGGGCCAGUUGUUGCCUGUUUUAUCGUACCUUUAUAUGUAGUUGCUUUUAUAAUGCUUAGUCCAGUGGCUUUAUGGAUCCUGCAUGACAGAAACUCAGUUUUUAGCAGUGUUUUGAUGUUUUUUCUUGUAGAGCCGAGAUGUCUGCAACAUAUCACAAGAAAACAGUGUAUUCUCUCUCCUGGGGACCACCUUGCCCUAAAGCAGGUACUUUUAGUUAUUUCAACCUACCCCUAUCCUGUAGCAGUUUCGCUUGAAACUCAAAGAUUGCAGCUUGUUCUGGUGAAAAGUUUUUGGAAAAGAUGAAGGGCCUCAUCUGUAUUACCUUUUUUUUCGUUCCCUCGUUCUGAAAUAACCAACCUGACUAUAGCAUGCCUGCACCUGUCCAUUUUGUCAAACCGUGCUCAGUCAACGCAUAGUUAACUUGUUAUUUCGAGAUGACCACUCCCUUGUACACCUUGUAGGUGUUUUUUUAGUUGCCUGCUCAAGUGCCUGGUUGAUCCCACUUCGAACAGAAUUGAAUUGGAAUCAGCUGGUUUCGACCGCCGGUUUUGUUUUGUUUGUUUUGCUUGCAAACGUAAACGCUGGAGAGUUCUAUCUGCCCGUUACUAAAUUGCACUUUAAAAUUGGUGUGCGGGAUAUAGCGCAAGUCGAUGCUGAUGUUUUGGCGCCGUCGUGAUUCGCGGUUUUAGAUGUUCCAUUAUUGUUAUGAAAUCGAUUGUGUUUAGCUAAACAGGUCUAACAGUUGUUUUGUUACUUUUGAUGUUGUUAUUGUUAUUGUCACUGGUUAGGUAAUGAAGACAGCACCACUCACAAUCUGUACAGCUGUGCAGGAGAUGGGAGCGUCCUGCAGCACAGAACUGGACAUUUCAUGGAUGACCCUGUGGACGUUAACGCUCUGAUCUUGAAAACUAACAAUCUUAAGGUAAAGUGUGAAAAUUUAUUACAAGCCUCUUCUAUGAAAAUGUGGAUUGUAGAAAGUCGAUACAAGACUGACCCCACGUUAGCUGCGACGGAAUACAAAGUUUUUCUUAGCAGAUGUGUUUCAGUGAUGUAUUGUUUACGAAAUGCGUACUUAGUACUUGCCAAUGACAUACAGUCACGACAACCUGCAGAAACUUGAACGUUUUUUACGUCAAGUUAAACAAAACACAGAACGCAGCUAUUAGAAGUAUGGGUACGAACACCAGCUUAUAAAAGACAAUUUUCGUUGUCCCGAUGUAAACGCUUAUACAUGUAUAUUUUCUCUUAAAUUAGCCCGCUCAAUAUAAAUGUUGUGGUUCAAUUUUAUCAUUGGUUUAAAUUUUCUUUUCUUUUGUUUUUGGGUAUGAUAAUGUAUGACAAUAACAUGAUAAUGAGCUUGAAACAAAAGAAAAGAAAAUUUAAACCAAGGAUAAAAUUGAACCACAACAUAAACAAGAGUUGGUACAGACAACAGACACAUUGCGUGACCGGCCUUAGCCUGCGAGCAAGCUCUCCAUUUGGGGGAUAUCGUGAAAAGUAGACGUGCGAGAGGAGACGCGACGGCCGCUCGCUCGCGCGUGCUCGCGAGGCUCGCGCGUGCUCGCCCAAACAGGAGAGUUGCUCGCAGGCUAGACCGGGGUGAGACGCUAUUUUAAUACAAAAACUACCGACACUGGUUAGCCUGACUGAUGAUCUAUGCUCUGUAUACGUCUUACCGGGAAGUUCGGGUUGUUGAACGUUAAACUUGAAAUGAAAGGCCGGGCAAAAUUACAGUGUUUGAAACUCUGAUCCGGCGAAGUAUCAGUUAUUUGAAGUACAGUACAGUUCAAACUAACGAGCGAAGUUCUCUCCUCCUUGUAUAACAUUAGUAAUGUUCAGUCAGACGACAUCUACGUGUACGCGUAAAUUACUCGCACCCGUAGCUGUAAAUACGGGUAGGUGGCGUGGUAGAGCGGUGAUGCCAUUAUCAUAUCUGGAAAUCAUAAAUGCCUUCUCUAUAACUACGUGCAAACAUGUUGGCCUACCUGAACCCGCAUAGAAUAACAGUGUAUCUUGAGGUCUCUAUCGUCCCUGUUGCUUUUAUGCUGUGCGAUUUAAUCAUUGUGUCAAUUCUUUGUAUCAAUAUACAGUGUAUGUUAUACGGACACUUUGGCCUGGCCCUUUAGUGUCUUAAAUCAGCGAGUCAGUUCUGUAGUUUGAGUAUCAGUUUUUUGAGGGGUGGCAUUUAUUAUUGUUCUUGUGUUGUUGCGAAAACAUUUGCUUUGCUCUUUUGAUCACAAAAUAUAUGACAAAAACAUACAUAUCUGGGACUCCCUUCACUACCCUACUGACUUUUUUUACCCCUACUUUCAAAAUCUGUACGGACAAGGUACGCUGACGUCAUAACCAAAUUCCCUGGUAUCGCUAGGUUUCCAGUUCUAAAUUUCUAUCCCAUGAUAGCUAUGGGGCUCCGCUAUAACAAAAAAAAUUAGUGUAUAGUUUCAUGUCAUGAGUCACGUUCAUUAUGAUACUCUUAAGUAAUGAACUUCUACAUUUUACGUUGUUGCUCGUAUACCCACAGCACAAGCCAUUUGGUCGCACAGAUGUGUCUUGGAAUCUAGAUGGUACAGUUUUGGCUCUGGGUAAUGAAGACGGGUGAGUGUUUUGAUAUAUGAUUUUUCGAUUAAGGUGUAUUUUGUUCCGUAGCAAAAUUAAGACAUCCAGUUCUGGCGAUGAAAUCAUUUCCAAAUUCACCGUGUACAAGAAACUAUUCCUGAUGCCCAUCUGUGGUGGCGAUUCAAAUCUGUCAAAACUAGCUGGCCAAAUCAGUCAGUAGAGAGCUUUAAAUUCUGAGACGAGGACGACUACGAGUACGAGAUUUUCUCAAUACUGAGUAUUGUUCAGGCGUGAACAUCAUCAUCCCUGAUGAUGCCGUUGAUCGGCGAAAGCUUGGAUUUCAAUUCUAUUUUUUAGAACAAUAUUUUUAUUUUUACAAUCAUGCUGCUGAAGAACAACAUGAACAGAUUAUCAGCCAUUGUUUUUGGUUUAUCAAUGCAGGUCAAUUGAAGUGUAUGUACCUCCAGACUUGAUGCAGGUGGCUAUAAUUAUUACCCACAAGAAAAGCAUCACUACGCUUGUAUGGCAUCAUGGAUACAGCGAGCUUAACACCUCAGGUUAAAAUAACGUGCCUUAUUUUUGUCCAGUUUGACUGUGAAGAUGACUACCGCACCGGUUGUCGAAACGUCAGUAACUGUGAACAACAGGAGUCCUAUUCAGGACUACGGCCACCCGGACGAUGAGGUCCCCAAUAGGGUUUUUCAAUCCCGUAAUCCCGACCCAAAAUUUCGUGCAAUCCCGUAAUCUGGAGGAUUAUUUUUGGCAUCCCACCUCCCAAGCAUACUUUCAAUCCCAAAACUCGCCCCGAUUUUGCUUUAAAAUCUCGCAUCCCGAGCUUGAAAUAAGGGAAAUCCCGAAUCCCGAAAAAUCUUCGCGCAAUCCCGUAAUCCUGAGGGUUAUUUUUGGCAUCCCACCUCCUAAGCAUACUUUUAAUCCCGAAACUCGCCCCGAUUUUGCUUUAAAAUCUCGAAUCCCGAGCUUCAAAUAAGGGAAGUCCCGGAUCCCGAAAAACCUUUUGGAGGUCUUUGACGAUCACACUCAACCUACUUAUAAAAUGACUCCUGGGUUCAAAGCUUUCACAGUGUUUAGAGGAUAAAACCUUGUGGGGUUGCUAAGUAGCCUGCGUGGCAGCUGCAAAAAAGGGGGAGGGGGAGGAGAGGUCAACAAAAAUGCGAAAGGGAUAGGGGAGGAUCCCUUUUCCCCUCUCCCUUCCUCUCCCUCCCUUUCGACACCUACCAGUAAGGGCACCGCGUUAUCUCAACGCUGGACUCUUUAUCCUGUGUUGCUGGUCUCACGCCGAUCAUCAGCUGGAUUUAUUCAAAUCCUGGGCCAAGCAUGAAAUUACCCACCUGGUUUGCCUUCUGUCAGUUAGGAUUCUUUCCUGGGAAGCACGUUAGGGAAGUUUGCAGACAGACAGACAGGAGCAUAGGAGCAGGAGGGAACAAGGGGAGGGGCCCGGGGGGCCACCCCCGCCUUUAUUUUUAGAGCAAACUGAGGCCCGAAGGGCUAUAAAAAAUUGGGGGGAGACCGGGUCCCCCCAUUUAUCAAAGGGUCUGGAUGACCGGGCUCCCCCCCUUAUCUCAAGGUCUGGACCCGACACUGAGGAGUUUCCUGCUAUAACCUUCAAACCCUGAUGUUUUUAAGGGCAUUUAUUACCUAUUGCCCGGUACUCUGACAUUCCAUUUUCUUGUUAGGCUUAACUGUAGAUGAUAGUGGAAGCUGUAAGUACUGGCUGGCUUCAGGAUCUAACGAGUCCACGAUACAUGUCCAUGAUCUGAGCAGCUUGCUGGGUACGAUGUGUGUGUGUGUGUGUUUACGUGGUGACGUCAUCGUCUGUCUGUUUGUGCAACAUCUUGUCAUUUAAUCGAGUGUAGUGAAACUCAUCAGAAGUAGGCAAACACAAUCGAUUAUUCUUUUUCCAGAUGCUUGGCACAACGGCCUGUCAAUGAUUUAAUCGCUGUUGGUUUUAAGCACCUUGUUGUUCGUUCCUCUUUCCUAGAAGUUAAACUACGAGAGAUGCAGUUCAUGCAAAUUGACACAUAUCGUUAAUGCAUCUGACCUUUAUUUCGAUCAUUGAAAAGAUUUGGGCUCAAGCGGCAUAAAUUUUGCAUUUCCUAACCGCAAAGUUCUCGUGAUAAAAAACAUAAAAUUUCCCGUGUAUGGUAUAGAUUUUUAAAAUUAAUGAUUUCAGCUUGAAGACGUACUCCCAUUUAUCGUUCCGGAAACUAAUAUGUUUGUACUGUUUACAAUCAGGUCCGUCAUCCGGCCCCAGCCCUCGCUUCGCUCCCCUUACUGAGUCUUUUAGACAGCUGCCAGGUCACUCAGGCCGUGUCACAUGUUUGAGCUGGAGUCCACAUCAGUCUGAAUUGCUGUUAUCUUCGUCGUAUGAUGGGACUGCGCAGGUACGAAAACAACGUGGCUUUAAUGUGGGGAAAAGUGUCCUUUGUCCUAAAUAUUUUAUGUGUGUCAUAUACCAAGGAAAACAAUUUCGAAUAAAAUUUCCCCCUGGGGUAAAGAAACUGUUCAAUGAAAGAGUGGUCGUACAAGUGGAAAACGACUUCCCCCUACGACCACUCCCACUUCUCUCCCCCACCCAGUGUAACCCAUGAUAAACAAACUUUAAACUCUUGUUAUAUUCACACGCCUCGCAGUAAUGUAUUGGUCAUGGUAAGGGGAGCUUUCUCCAGAUCUUGGUCUUAGUAGACCAAGAACCGUUUUUGUCUCUGUUUCAAGGUUUGGGAUGUAAGGAAAGGAGAACCACUGUACAAUUUCCGCGGGCACAGCAGCCGUGUGAUGUGUGUAGUGUGGAGUUAUCUGGAUGCUGACCUUGUGUACAGUGGUGGAGAGGAUGGUACUGUACGGCCCUGGAAACCGUCACUUCAGCAGAAUCGACAACCACCGGUGCCAGGUACUUUAAGAAUUAAAACAGAACUGAAUGCAAGGCUGGCAAUACGGCAAAGGGCUGAUUUUAUUUGAGGCCAACAAAAUUAGCCUUACUCAGGGCCAGAGUUGCAAUGAAAGGGAAUACUAUAACGGCUCCCUGAGGAUGCUCAACUCUUGGCGUCCAGUUUGUGGGAAAUUCGUAAAAAGGAGAGUUAAAUAGAAAAAACAAACAAACAAUAAAAAAACACUAAACAAGAAGAAAAAAACGGCAAAAGACUACUUUGUAGCACGUUCUACUCUCUGAAUGCCUUGAACAGGCCACACUGAAGACAUCUCCAGGCCCUCACAUCGUGAAAAACAGCACUGAGAAAAAGGCGCGGAAAUUAUGCAUUACGUGCUAAAAGACAAAAAAGAAAUCGCAGAUUGGAAUUUCAGCGCCUAAAUCAUUCGCUUUCAGUCGGUCAGUUUUCUGUGAGUGGCUCCUCCAAUUCCAAUCUAAUCACCCAUUUGUUAGGAAAUUUGUCAUAGGAUGAUAAUUAAAAACUGUUUUCACCAAGCUCGUCAUUCUGACCCUCUAGUAAUUUUUAUAACAGAAAAAUAAAAAGAAUCUUUUUAAGACUGUUUAGGCGUUUAUAUGACAGUAUUACUGUUAAAUGGUGUGGCUGAUCCAAUUUUUUUCUCCAUUUUAAUACAGAAAAGAAAUCGUCUCAUUCUACAAGCAAGUCCUCAAAGAGCAAAAAGAGCAAACACAAGCCAAAAGGAAAGACAGAGACUACAGAAGUUCACACUGAAUCUUGGCGGGAAGAAAGAGAACCCAAACUUGAUAGCAAUGAAGCAAGGACUGUCCAUAGUCACCUGAACAGCAGGGUUAUCUCACAGGAAACUGAAGUAAGUUCUCACUUGGAGACGAAUGGAUCCCAGUCAAACCUCAAUGUGGCUACAAGCGAAACAGGUGAGAUUGUAAAAUCCCAGCAGGAUGAGAGGGAAAAGAAAGCAAAUGUGGAGGAAAAUGAGGAGAAGAAUGUGAAAGAGAAUGGAGACGAAGUGACACGUGCAGCUGAGUUGAAGGGGGAGAAACCUGAAAGUGAAGAGAUGAAUCCACCAGAGAUCAAUUCUCCCGAGCUGACCAUGACUGAACAGAGGAAGGCUGGUAUGGUGUUUCAACAAGAACCAGUUGUUCCCCUGCGUUCCAGAGGUAAACUGGUUUCUUUCAUUUUGUCAAAACUUCGAACACUGAUUUUAUUCACAGACAUCAUACAAGGAAGUAGCUUCUCACGCAGACGUUCUUAGAGCUACGACACACGUCCUGUCACGCGUUCCUUGACGUGUGACGAAGCCCCAAGAACGUCUGUUUGAGAGACUAACAAGGAAGAAUAUUCUAGCAAAUACUGGCAAGUGUAACCCGUUUGAAUACAUUUCAUUCCUCAGUCACACUUAAAGCAUCCUCAUCCUCCUCCACAAAGAUGUUCUUAGAGCUUCGUCACGCGUCCCGUCACGCGUUCCAACACGUUUCUUAACGCGUAACGAAGCCCUAAGAACGUCCGCGUGGGAGACUAAGAAAGAAAAAGUCCUUGCCCAUACUGGCGAAUGUAACUCGUUUGAAUACUUCUCAUUCCUCAGUCACACUUGAAGCAUCGUCACGCGUCACGCCUUCCUUAACGCAUGACUAAGCCCUACGAACGUCUGCGUGGGAGACUAACGAAGAAGAAUAUCCUUGCACAUACAGUAGCUCAGUAACUCGCUUGAAUACUUUUCAUUCCUCAGUCACACUUGAAGCAUCCUCAUCGUCUUCCUCCAAGAAAAAGAGAAAAGUCAAAUCCAUGCUGCCAAUGUCUGCUGUUGCUGACAACAAAUCCAAAGCAGCCGCACAAGAAGAAUGCGUGGAGCUGGCAAAGAUUAUCUACGGUGAGUUCAUCCUGAAAUACCUCAACCCCUCGGAAAGGGUUGUUGCUCCGUACCUAUAUCGUGUUCUAAAUUCCCAAAGGUCGUGAUAGAACGGGUUUAGUGUGAGUUGAACGCGAAAUAAAUUUCGCUGCAUUUUCGAUGGGCUCUUUGCAGCUAGUCACUGAGUCGCUUGGUACAAAAUACACUAUGCUGGAGAGCAGGAAAUGCACGUAGGCAAGAAAACAAUGAAGAUUAACGUUUUGUGUUAUGAGAGCUUUUUGUUUGUCUUAUCCUAGUGCGUUGCCUGUUCUCCAGCAGGGCGUUUUUUUUGCCACGUGACUGAUCAGCUGCAAAACAGCAAACCGGGGCCUAUAGACCUCUUUCAUAAUGGCGGCCUAUUAAUAUAUUAUUUUAUAUGUAUGAUAAUUAGCCUUUUUGACCUCGUUAGCAUGUGUAAAAUACAAAAGCAUUCUUACUUUCAAACGAGGUCAGAAAGGCUAAUUAUCAUCCAUAUAAAAGAAUAUAUUAAUAAGCCGCCAAUUUGAAAGAGGUCUAUUGUUCUACUCAGUGAUAUUCGUGCCGCUUCCUCAACUAAUCAGUGACUAUACCGAAACGAAUUGGCGCCAGUGAUAUUGCUUUCUUAUUAAACCCUUCAUCCCGCUUGUCCAGUCAUUAGGUCAGCUAUUUAGCGAGACAAUGACAGAAUUUAUAAAAUGCUUGCUAAUGAUGAUGGCAGGUGUACUUGGGUUACCCACAAUCACUGAUUACGUAGAGAGACCCGCGCCAGGACAUUAUGGUGGUCUACUUGAAAUAUCUGUAAAAUCAUAUCCAAAAACUCUCGUCGGUCUGUGAUUAAUUUUAAAUAAAUCGACAGCAUUUAAACUUUUUUGAUAACCUGCUCAUUUUUCAGAUCCAGGCCAAGCUGAUAAUAAGACUUCAGAAGAUUCAGGGGCACACAGCAUUGCUGGCUCAGAGGAACUUGUAAACUUUGGGCUAUUUGCUGAUAGGUGUGGAGCUUACAGGAUGCUUGCCACCGAGGGUAUUUACACCCUUUUAAUUCUAGUCCUUUUUUUCUUUCUGAUUAACAAUGUCAGGCUCUAAUUUUUCUAUUGUCUAGUUUCUUUGCUCACGACGUGCUGAACGAUAAAAGUCAUUUUUAUAACCGAAUGUUGCGUGAUGUGUUAUAAAAUCGUAAAUGAAUUCAGUUUCAACCUUGCCACUUUGGGAGGCCUCAACAAUAUUAUAAACCAGGAAUACAUUAGCUUGUCUCUUUGCAGCUAUGGACGGCCAAGUACAAAUAUAUCAUUAUCCACUCCCCCCGAGGCUUUUUAUGGAUAAUUUAUGACAGUGUGUGAGUGAUCGGGGAGACUUUACCAGACUCCUGGUAGGAGCAAAUGGCUCGCUGUUGUUUUACAAUCAUGCGUUAUGAGUGCCCCUCUUGUAAAUUGGAACUAAGAUAAAUUCACUGAUAGAGGUUUCCGUUUUGUCACUGGUGCUUUUUGCACGUCCCACUGAGUCUAGUGAAAGUACUCUAUUAAAAGACCAGCCCUACGCUCUUUCUUCUUCAUGCGAGUAGACUAGAAUCUCUGAUUCCUUUUUGUAGGUCAGCAUCACGAGGAGAGUGGUAACCUUGACUACAAACUUCAGCUGGAGAUCUGGAAAGGGAAUUUAGGUGGAGCGCUGGAGAUGGCUACUAAAAGCAAACAGCUCAAUGACUGGCUUGUGGCUCUCAGUCCUCUAGGUAACCCGGUAUUCCUUUCUUACAUAAUCUGCGUCCACUCAAAGUACAAUCUUGCCAUUUCAAUGUCCGCUCAACAACAAGAACAGCAACAACAACCUUUAUUCCCUAUUCCAAAAACUAUUUUGAGCAAUGUGUACAAGCUUUCGGCGCACUGAUUUCUGGGAUCGUUUCGGUGGACAAGCCUCGCUUAUGAUUGGUUAAUGAUUGCCGUGAAUAUCAUCGACCAGUCAUAACUAACGUUUGUGCACCCAAGCGAUCCCAGUAAUCACUGCGCCCAAAACUUGUACCCAUUCUCACUGGAGAAUUAUAACAGUAGUAACACAACUUUACACAAAGGAAUUCAAUGCAACUAAUGCAUAUUUUAAUGUUACUAAUUACCACAGGGCUAAAGGACCAAAAAGACUCCGUUUAGAUAUAUUAAACCUGCGCCUAUUGAGAAUGGAUUGAGCCAAAGCAAAUGCGUUAAGAUAAAGUGAUUAUUAGAUAACAAUGUAACAUUUCCGUAGCUUUUCUGUAGAGUUAAGUAUCGAAGGUAAACGAACACCCUCACGACCCGGCGGCACUAAGUGUUCGUCUCAGAGAGAUUUUAUUCUUAUAGAGAGUCAUCUAAAAGGAGUAAAGGGUAGCAGAGACCAACUCGAGGUGUCCGUUUUACGUAAGUGUCCGUCUUAUAGAGGUGUCCGUUCAGAGAGAGUCGACCGUAUAAUUAUGCUUAAAUGUCAGUUAAAAACUGCCUCGCAGAUGCAGGUUGGAUACCUGAGUCAUCCAGCAUAAUUCAGCAUUACUGGCAGGAAAAUGGCCACCGUUCUUUCCGAAAGUCCCGGAAAGUUUUGGUAAAUGGGAGACAACCUCUCCUAAAAAAUUGUUAUUUUUAAGAAACCGUUUAAAACAAUCUACCCAUCUACCCAUUUAAUUGUUGUUUUAAACGAAAGGAAUUGUAAAUAGUGUUUUGACGGAAUAGUUUUUUUUAAGUGAAUUAAUUGUAAAUAGGAUUUUAAUAGUUAGCAUUGUUAUCAAUAUAAUAUAUUCGAUUAUUAAAAAUUAUCUACCCAUCCUUAUGACAACUUCAGUAUCAUGAGUAGAUUGAAUGUAAAAGCAAGUAAUAAUUGUGCAAUAUAACGUAGCACUGGUGAACUCCACCGGCGAGUAAGGAAACCUAACAGAAAGGUUAAAAUUCCUUAAAAGGACAGUUCUUGAGUCAAAUUAAAACGGUAAAUGCUUCAAGUCCAACGCACUUUUGGAACUGAAGUGAUAAUAUACUGAUUCAACUCUAAACAGAAAAAAUAAAUUCAGAAAACUGGCCAGAAUAAAUGCUAGAAUAGCUGUCUUUCAAGCCGUAAAAUGUAAAGGUGACACCCGAUCUGUUUAUAGUUUUUAGCCCUUUAGUCCCGUAUCCAGAGGGAGGACCGGAUAUUAACGCUUCAAUGUGAUACCUAGUGUUGCUCUUCAUGUCAGCUCCACAGUCAAACGAUACUUGAAAUCCAUAAUAUCUAGGACAACAUCCAUAAGGCAAAAGCUCUGAGGAGUACGUUCCUGAUUUGGACACUAUAGUUGUAUUGUUACUAACAUUCUUUACCUCCAAUGUCACUGUGUAGCUGGAGUUGUAUCUGCCAAUCAAGCAGACUCCAUGCAAUGUAAUACUCUGGUCCGCAGCAAAAGCAAGUGAGUGUUUGCCCACGUCAUAGCGAAUUCCCUCAUGUAGGGCACUCGGCGUUGUGAAAGAAAUAAAUCUACUGAAGCGAUCAUGAUUGACAAGAGGCCGUCUUUGAGUCUUCGAGAACCCGACAGGAGAGGUCUGUAUUGUAAAAAACUUAAACAAGCCAGUUGUUUCAUCUGGAGUAAGAAUGUUGGUGUCAACGACAACAGAAGCAAACUCCUGUACUGACAUAACCGGGAAGCGUAUUGCUUUAAUUAUUUGUUCUCCCAGAAUUCUUCUUUUCAUUUCACCAUCUUCUGCCAAACCUUGCUUUUGACAUUGUUUUCUAGCCCAACGAUCUACAGCUUGAAACAAUACUACUUCUCGAAUCUUCAGAGAGUCUCGAGUUACUACUGCUUCAAGUAAGGACUUGUCAAUUGUCUCGAAUCCGUCCGGUUCCAAAGCCUCGUCUGUUUCCUGAUCAAUAAAUUUCCAGCAUCGAUCUACGAUGACCCCCUCAUGAUACUUCUGUGCAAAUGACAGGAUAUCGAAAACAUUUGACGGAUCUAUCUUUUCUUUCAGAUAUUCCGUGCAUUUAUCAGCUAGUGAAGGCACGAUGUAUUUCUUGGCCAAGUAUAACACCCCCAUCACAUUACUUCCGCUUAAAUUCACUUCAUCGCUGUAAAUGUAGCGAAACAACUCCAACAGACUCUCGUAAUCACAGUCAGGCAGUUCAAUAGUGUCUUUUGUCUCCGCCAGUUCGCCGUAAAACAUGGCUUCAAACACAGGACUACCAAUCGCCAGUAUGAAUUUGUGUGCUGCAAUCAAUUGGGUACUUUCGCCAUUGCUGUUUGCGGCAACAAACUUCACAUCGCUCAAGCGAUCGUUGUUGAGCAAAAACGUGGUUCUUUCUCUGAUAGUCGGUCUUGUUGUCUGCCAGUCUGCUUUGAGGGACAUAUUCGUCUUGUAGUAAGGCCGUUUUAAAACGUCAGUCUUUCUCUGUUUUUGUUUCUGAAACCCGCAACGAAAGACAGCAUGCAGAGCAGCAGAGCAGUUAAUGCAGUUGUUCCAGAAUAGGUAGCGCACGCGCAGACAGAAUGCCCCUCCGUUAGCAUUUAGCCGCUUGUGUGCUACGCAUAUCAAAUAACCAAACCUAAGAAGUCACGCGAUCUUUUGUGGAAUAUCACGCGAUGUCUUUAAAGAGGUCAGAGUACACGCAGCGAAGUUUGAACUAAAUAUAUUAAAUCUCGUGCUUGGAUGCGGCGCUUGGGGGAAUAAAUCAGAAGAAAUCACCUUGAGGUUCAGAGAUUAAUAAUACAUUUAUCUUGUUUUAUUCCCACAGUCUUUGGAGUUGGUCUAUUACUGAAUGCCAAAUGAAUCUUUAUCAGUCUUCUCUUUACAAAUGCAGUGUUAUAAGUGUUAUAUAUUAUGCACAAUCUAUUGUCAAGAAUUGUAAUCAUCAAUCCAAUCUUUUAACCAUUGUGGCACGCUAUUUGAGGCACCGACGUCUUGCAAAUUUCAUUUUUGAUUGACGUUUUGCACGACUUUAGGUCUGACCUACAUUGAACCAUAAAAGAAACUCUUUUUAUUGGUGAUCUUCAGCCAUUCUUUUAAUGAAUUCGUUAGCAGCGAAAAGUUGUAUCUUUACUAAUUAGUUUUACACGUGUGUGUUUUACAUGCCAGUGCAUGCACCGUGUCAUAGUUUCUUUUUGUUUUACCGUUUUCUUUAUUUAGUUGUAGUAUUGUAUUAACUCCUUUGUUUUUGUCAAUACUAUCACACUAGCUACUGAAAUUACUGUUAUUAUAUAUUUCAAAAUUUUAAGCUUACAGUUACUUCCGAAGAUGUAUGUUGAGACAUACAAAACGUUAAGUCAGUGAAUGAAAUUCUAUUUUAGCUAUGCGCUCGUUUAGCUUCAUGUUUGUCACCGCAAUUUGCGUUUUAUUUCUAGUCAAGCUUCGUUACCCUAAGAAGAAAGGCAUUUAUGAUUUCAAUACAGAGUUUCCAUAGAAAACAUUAGAUAUUCGGCGUUUUCGUCUCUGUCCCAUUAUGGCUCUUAAUAUUUUCCUUUUCCAUUUUGCUAGCCGGGCGUGACGUAUGGUUGAGUAUCACUCGAGCAUACGCUGACCAGCUAGCAUCGCAGGGAUCUUAUCAUCGUGCGGUACUGUAUUACCUGGCCUGUCAUGACACGUACAAGGCUAUAGAGGUGUUCAAAACUCAGGCUAUGUACAGGUACGGCUGUUUUUGAAGAGGUAUUUGAUACAGAAUUUAGCACUGACUCCAGUAUAAGAUAAUUACACGAGGAGAAAAGUUCAGCAUAGGAAACAUUUGGGUUCGCUUUCAAGGCUUUUUUAUCACAAGGUUGUGAGUGUUGUGAAGGAAGUGUAAGCACCGGUACCCCAAGCUCAAGAGCGAGUUGCGUAACAGAAAUAUAUAUGAGUUUGUAUGGAAAACUUAUCGAUCGUUAUUUAGAGCAUUAAAAUAGAAAUAAGUAUACAUCAAAACUUCCUACCUUUUCUUCUUGUCUUGCUUGUGGUAUGUUCUUAGCAUUUCUGGCCGUUUCAGCGCGAUUUUAGCGAGUUUUAAAUCUACCGUUGUUGUAGAACUAAAACUCGCUAAAAUCGCGCUGAAACGGCCAGAAAUGCUAAAACAUACCACAAACAAGACAAGGUGACCAGUCCGCCAUCUUCAUAACGUCAUCAAGUGUAACAUUUACGCCCCUGACAAUUCUGUCUUUAAGAAAAGUGAACAAAUUGACACAAUUCUCUUUCCAUUGUAUUUCAGAGAGGCCAUCGCAUUGGCCAAAGUUCGACUGUCCCCCCUAGACCCAGUCCUCUUCGAUCUUUACAGUACCUGGGCUAGGAAGUUGGAGACUGACAGUUCGUUUGAACAAGCCGCUAAAUGGUAAGGUUACUGGAGCUAUCCAAGUGAUUUAUGUAGUUGACCCAAAACGUCUUGCUAGAGGGUAUGGAAAGCAAUUAGACAUCAACAAUAAGAGUUUUCUUUGUUUUCAUUCUCAAGGUACUAACCAGCAAGCCCUGUGCAAUUAUCUUAUCACGUGAAUGGUUACUAUAGCAUGGCAUUCGAAUCCUCCCCCUCCCCUCUCCCCUCCCUUAUAAGUGUUUAACUUUAUUAUGCCAGCAUAAGAAUGUCUUCAUGUAUCAAGCGUUCACACGUUUAAGAGUCGUAAAAGAAAUACAUGAAGAAAGUGUCGGGGGAGUGCGAUAUAUGCUAUGAAGGUACUGUAAUGUCUUUAGAAACGCUCAGCGUGGAGAAAAACUUCUGGCUCUAGACUAAUCGACGCUGAAAUGUGUUUUCGGCGAUGGUUUGGUAGCCUCCCACGCGGCCAUUUUUGUCCUCUCACGCAACAUUCCUCCCCAAGGAACAGGAGAAGCGUUGCGUGACGAGACAAACACGGCUGUGUGGGAUACUAAUGGUUUGAAGACAAUAUAAACAACAAACUCUGUGUUGGUUGUUUUAGUUACUUGGGAGUCCAUUCAUCAUGCGAUGCAGUGCGGGUAUUGAGCCGUCGUGGUGAUCAGUUCUCACUUAGGACAGCAUUACAGGUAUGGUUAAAAGGGUUUGCCUGUUAUGAGUUCCCACUUAGGUGAAUGCUUAGGUGUAUAUUUACCCGAGCAAGUCCUUGAUUUGGUCGCUUCAUGUCAGAGACUCUGGAUUCCGGUAUCCGCCUAGGAAAUUUUUGCUUGUGGAAUCCGAAUCCUGGGUUUUGGAAUCCGGAAUCCCAUGGACGAUUGGAAUUCUGACUCCAGAGUUCUAAUGACAAAGAAUCCGGAAUCCAGUACCUGGGAACCAGAAUCCACGGCAUGGAAUCCAGAAUUUAAGACUGUCUUGUCUUGAGGCGAAUUUUUAAACGGCUAGUUUCAAAGACGCAAUCUUGGGACUUUGUACACUGUUCUGUGGUUGGACGUAUUUUCAGUAUCUAAUUUGCGUCCAAAAUUUGCGCUCAACGAUUUUUGCAUUUUGGAAAGUUUAACCUACGUUUUCCAAGUUUGUUGUUUGUAAUACGUGUUCUCCUCCAUGUUAACCUUUUGGUGAUUCUCUAGUUUGAAGUCUCGUUCAUUUUUAAAAUAAUUGUUUUCUUUGCGAAAAAACCGCAUCGCGACAUCUUUUCACGGUUCACAAGCUUUAUCUUUUGCGGCGUGAUUUUAUGGUUGCGUUAAACAUAGCCCGUUUCGUCACGUUAAGCUCUGCACUUGGAGGUACACAGCGUGACAUAAUAACGACAUCAUUCUUUUUGUGUGCUCUUAUUUUAGGUUGCGUUACUUUCUGAUGAAUCUGAACUUGCCGUAUCUCUCAGCCUACGCCUCGCACACUCUUAUUUGAUGGCGUCAAACUGGCAGGAGGCCCAUGAAGUCUUGACCAGCUGCCCGGGAGUAGAGGUGAAAAUAACCAAAAAAGUACUUUUCCACUUCAUGCCUACUUGCCUUCCAAUUCUUAAUGGGGCCUUACCAUUUCGCCCUUCCCUCUUCCCCUCCCCUUUUUUGGGCCUGUCGCGCGGGCUAUCUUACGUAAAAAAUAUCUUGUAGUUUCCUGGGGAACAUGAAGAACUAGCAAUAGCAUCUGCGAAGCGUCUUGUCGGUCUUGUACAGAUGAUAAUAGGAAGCAAAUGUAUUUUAGGACGAUACAUUUUUUGUUUAGGGUACCGACGUUUCGCUGGUACUGACUUAUCGAUGAUGACAAAUUGCAUGUUGGAAAGAGGUAGCGAACUUUUAUUUCGAAAAUGCCACUGGUUAUCCCUGUUUAAAGCAGUAUUCCUAAGUUAAGAAUAUAUCGUCAGAAGUAACAAUUAUUUUUUCCUUUGAAGAUAAGUUACUAUCAGCUUCCUAAUCUUAUAAAAUAGCGUCCUAAGUUGUAUUUUUUCCCCUUUAACUCAAAAAAACUUCCGCAGCGCGACGAUAAAAAAGAGGUUACGUUUGAGUGUGGUCGCCACAUGCAUCAUUUCAUCCACGAACUAAAGAGACUUCAAACAGUUAAAAAUACUGCACUACUCUUUAUAAUUAAGUGCUUAACACUUUUUUCUUUAUUUAGGCCCAUAUUUUGAAUCUGUGUGUACAUGAGCUGUUACUUGUGGCGAUGAUCGAAGAUCAGAUCAUCAGCAAUGUCACAUGUGAUGCUGGAAAACAAACUAAGAUAAGUUCUUUUCUCAAAAGCGAAGAAAUAUCUACUAAACCUUGGGGUAAGUUUCAUUUGUUAUUUCAAAGCCCUUCCCUGUCUUCUCGUUCCUUACUAUUCAGUCGUUUCUCCCCUUCUACUUUGUCUCUUAUUUUCUUAUCCAGUUUUCAUGUCUUCUGUUCUCAGUUUGCAAUUGUCACUGCACGCAGUAUCAUGUAGUUGUGUACAUGUAGUGCGAGCAUUUCUUUUCAGAUGGCUCUUAUGUCCUAUUUCCAUCGUUUUCAUAUUCUUUUCUUUUUUUCUUCAUCCCUCUUGUCCCCUCUCUUCUCUCUCUCUUUUAUUCUCUCUUUCCUAACGCUUCUCUAUGGCUUCAUUUUAUCGGUUAUGGUUCUCAGUUGUAUUGGGCCUGCGUGGUGUGUUCACAUUCGUUUAGCAAUGCACUUGCCUCUGGAAAGCAAUUGCUAUGUUGUAUUAUCGUGUAUUAAGCCUGGGUGGUGUGUUCGCAUUCGUCUAGCAAUGCAGUUGCUUCCGGAAAGAAAUUGCUAUGUUUCACCUUGGGUGGUCAAUAAAAAGCUCAGGAAGUGGUUCAUCGCCUGUGUCUUAGAGGCCUGGUAUCACUGUGGCGCGUUCAAGCCUGAUUCAACAGCUACACUUUUUCAAACACUGAAGACAUACUACGAGAGUAUCUCCACUGGAACUGAGACUAUUCAAGAGGUACAGUGUAUAACUUUUUAACCCAUUAGCGCUGUCAGUGUGCGUGAGUGAACGCGUGCAAGCGAGUCACGUUUGGUUCUGGUUUUCGCUCUGAUUGGUUGAGAAUGCAGUGUAGUACGAGAAUGUUCAGCCAGUAAAAAAUCUCUUUCAUCAUCCAAUACCUAAAAAAAAAAAAAAACUUCUCCAGUUGCCUUUCCUUCUUUCUCAAAAUGAAGAAAAAUUAAAGUCUUUGAUAUGAACAUGAUUUUUGUUUUUGAUUCUCUUGCACAUAAAACGCAAGUACAUAUUAGGAUUGCGCUUGACCUCGUUUAAGAGGGGGGCGGGAGGCGAUGGUAGAAUUCGGAAAUGGCCUACUAAACUCUGGUCUAUUCGUACAGCCUUAUAAUCUGGUCACUUCUUGGGAGGAUUUGCAUUUUUUUAAAUACUGUUCCUGAACUUAAAUGGCCCAUCUCUUGCAAAUCGUGGCAGUUAAUGUUGUACAUUUUUUAUUAUUUUUACCCCAGAUAUUGUCCAGAAUGUCUCUUGAGAUAACUCUUGGCCUGCUAUCGGCGCUGACCGGCAACCUUUAUGGUACUUUCCAAUACUGGCUGCAGUCCCUCUCAAGUUGCAACAAAAACUGUCUCUUUGCCAUUCAGCGGCAGUUAUGCUGCAUGCUUCUUCCUGAUGGGAUCGGAUCCUUAGACUAUCUUGUCAGGUUAAGCCAUGAAUUCUCCAGCGAAAACGGCACAGACGAGCCAACAAAACAGAAAGACGUGGAAAAAUUAUUUCAUCAUUUUCAAGCGUAUUAUUGUAAGGCGCUUGUGACUGAGUUGUGGUACCGAUGUCCUGAGGUAUUGGAGGUUUUCUGCAGUGAGCGACGUGUAUCAGUGGAGGAAGAAUUGGCGAAAGAGUCUGAGCCUACUGAACUAGUUAACUCAAAAGACGAUAUGGCAUCUGAAUGCAAAGCGAAAGGGGACAGACGUACGGAAUUUUCUCACCCCACGCAGACAGAGGCAAUAAAGAAGAAAUGUUCAUACCUCACGUCUAUUGUUGUUACCGACAAGAGUUCGGAUUCAAAGGAUCCUCUGUCAUCGAGUGAGAGUGCAAGUUUAACAUCUGAAACUACUUCGGACAAGGACAGAAAAGGGGAAAUUUCUCUUGUCGAAAUCACUUGUGAAGAUGGUGUAAACGGAGACGCAAUGCCAAAAGUGGGUGCAUGCCUAACUGCUCUUGAUGUAGAGAGGAAAAGCUUGCAUUCUAAGGAACAUAUUUCUUCAUUAGAGACCAUCAACGUUGUGAAACAAGAUUUCGUAUCAACCUUGAGGAAUGCAAAAGUUGUGUUGCUUUCAGAUCACUACGCGAAUCUGAAUAAUCAAAGAGCGCUUCUUGUGGAGAUCAGAAAGGUAAUGUUGCUGCGGAGAUCACGGCAGUUUCUACAGUCGGGGUUAACUAGCAGCCAGUUGAACCAGAGGAAGAAAAAUGAUAAGAAGCCGAAGACUCAACCGGCCAAGCCGAUUGGUUUUUCUGCGAGUAGCAGUGACGUUGGCUCAAUGAGAAAACUUGCUAACUCUGGAGAAACUGUAGAGAGUGUUCAGACUGGGAGUAAAACGAAUGACGUCGUUAAUGAGCUAUCAGAGUCAGCGGGUGCAACUUUAGAAGUCGAGGGAAGCUCCAGUAGAAACGAUUAUAACAGUUCUAUUGAAACCCUGGAUGGGCCGCGCGGCUCGGUAGCAGACAGAAAAGAUGACGAUUUAAAGACUAUGGAUGGAAAAGUCCCAAUCGACCUGAGAUACGUUGCGACCGAUGCCAGCCUGCAAUUCCUGGCUGAUGAAGAGGAAAAAAUCCUAACGGAGCUCGAGCAAUUUGACUUGAAGGUGCGUAAUCACUGAACAUAAGAUGAAAGAGUCCUAUUUCAAUAAGAUAAAGAUACUUUUUUAGUAGAAACGGGAAUAAUAGACACCUUUCGGUACAAAAUUGGUCAAGAGUACGAGUGACCCUACGAAACCAAGACCGCGGCGACGGCAACGACAACAGCAACGGCAAGUCAACUUAGGCCUUGGUGUAAGACAUUGAGUUGAUUUUCAAAUCUGUGCGUAAAGUGUGAAAUGACCAAAUUUAAGUUUUCUUUGGAACGGCAAUCUGAGCUCGGACACGGUCUCCUCUCUUCAGCUCCAGUCUAAUUUCUUGUUGCUUUUUUUCCAGGAUCUUCCAUUUCCCUCGCCGAUGGAAUCGGCUCUGACAAUAGCAAGCCUAGCCACCUGUUCACACGGUCUCCCUGUAACAGUGACACAACUCUGGGAACUGGGUAGCAGUUCUUUGCAGUGGGCCCAGACCUAUGCCCAGACCUCAACAGAUUUAAAAGGAGUCCGCAGACUAACUCGGACAUACAAUAAGGUAGCCUAG
Molecule: messenger RNA, 25789 nt
Organism: Porites lobata
Lineage: Eukaryota; Metazoa; Cnidaria; Anthozoa; Scleractinia; Poritidae
Source: the annotation of a GenBank genome assembly